Heterobilharzia americana is the source of this 1804-nucleotide messenger RNA. The record is from the annotation of a GenBank genome assembly. Lineage: Eukaryota; Metazoa; Platyhelminthes; Trematoda; Strigeidida; Schistosomatidae.
UUUAAUUCCAUCAAUUCUGAACAUAUAUUUGACGAAAGUGAUCUUAACAUGUAUUUGCAUGCUUUGACCUAGAAUCAUCCCAGAAGUUCCAGAAGUGAGUUUGAAUAUAUCAUUUGGUCAACACAAGCUCUUAAAACACACACUAUAUUUAUUGGCACAUUGAAAUGGUUACCAUUACCUUGAAAUUCCUGGUGCGUACUUCGGAAGUAUGUCAAGUAGGGUGUCAUUAAGACAGAAAUUGAUAGGUCAUUUGGAGGAUGCUGAUUCGAUCCUAAGAGACAUACUCACAACAGCUUCACGGAAAAAGGGGUCGGUUAUCCUACUCCCCCUCAUUGAAUUGUUGCUGGAAAAAGAUCAGCAACUAAAAGAAAUAUACAAAGAAAUGGAGGUAUAUAACGAUAUACAGAAAAAGAUUGAUCUCCUUAGAGCAGACUGUUCGAAAUCUGAUAAACAAAUCCAAGCAUGUCAACUACAGUUGAAAAAAACUGAGGUUAUCCUGAGUACUGCAUUAUAUUAUUCUAGGCAGAAGUUGGACUCAAUGACUACUGCCGUUAAGAAUCCUAUUGAUCUGGAGGAGCUUGUCAGAUUUUCCCACAGAAUAAGUGCGACUCAUGGCGUAAUAGCUCCAGAUAACUGGACGCAAGGAGAUCCUAGGCGGCCUUACCCUAACAAGGAAGAAAUUAGACGGGGAUAUUUAGGACAUAUCGAUGAUUCAGGGAACUUUCGCCAGUCGCUUUGGGAAGCUUUUUCGGAUACUGCCGCUGCUGCCGCAUCAAUAACUGUCUCUUCCACACCAUCUGUUUCCAGUAGUUCCGGCCCGAACAGUUUUCCAAACCAGAAUGUUGGCGCCUCGCAGAACCCUACAUACCAUUCCAGCCAACCACAACCUACAAGUUUCUCACUAGUUACUUGUUCUCCAAAUAUGGUUUUACCGGAGUCAACAUGGUUUCCUCACCAAUAUCUGUCUCACAGUCUACUGCUUCCGCUGCAUGGGCCGCACCAAAUACCAGUCUCAUUGCAGGGAACUCAACCACUUCGGAGCUCACUAGUCCUCAAGCAUCAAUCUCUCGUCCGCCCUCAACUUCAUUAGCUGCUAUGCUGACAGGCGCAAAUAUGAUGGAUCCUCACUCUCGGAGCAUGACACUCCCUCCACCCCCACUUAAACCUGUAGGUAGUCAGAUCCAGGUAAGCCAGCCUACGUCUUUCCGGCCAAAUGGCGCUUUGCCUCGGCAACCCAGCACCGGAGUUCGACAAGCACUUCCUUCAUCGCCGACUUCGUCUGGAUCACAGCAGAUACAAUACUCAUAUAGUGAUACACAUUCCAGUCUUACACCGAGUAACAAACCAUCUAGAGCACAUUCUAAACCUGCACAACGGAAACAUACAGGCACAGAGUAUGGAGAGAUGUCAUCCAAUUCUUCUAGCGAUUCUUCUAGUGGUGAGGAGUGAUUUUAUUUAAUUGCAUUGCCUUUGUAAAAACGCAAAUAAAGCAAAUGCUUCUCUAUUUUUAUGAAUGAAAUGAAUUGUAUAGCCUAUUCGACUUGUGGAAAGAUUAAAAUUUUUGUAGAUAGCAGAAUCAAUCGUUUUAGAUGCUCUCUACUGCUGUUGGAGUCAUUAAGUAGAACCCUUUUAUCCUUUAACGUAAAGGUAAAUAAUUUUAAUUUCUAAGAUUUAUUGAUCAAGCAAUAUUCACCUCGGACAAAGUCCAAAAAGUUAGACACUUUUAAGAAGUAACUUCAGAGUUUAUAGUGAGAAACUCCUUCUGUGUGAACGGCAGUAACUUGCCGAAAUGAGUGAAAAAAAG